ACUAAGAGAGAGAGGGAGAAACGAGAUUUAAUAGAGAGAGAAAGCAACGAAUUUAACGAGAAUUUUCUUCUAAUUUGAGCAGCUCAAGUUGCAGAUAAGAGGAAAGCGUAGCUGCCAUGGCGAGAUUCCUUCUUCUCCUGCUCUUUGCCCUUCACAUAAGGGCCAAACCGUUAGCCGCUAGAGCAGAGGCUUUCCAGGAUGCUGAAGCUGUGGCAUCAAUGGUGGAGAGGAGCAUCUGGAACAGCUCGAGAAGGGCGCUAGGCUACCUCGAUUGUGGCACAGGCAACCCCAUUGACGAUUGCUGGCGCUGUGACCCGGAUUGGGCCCUCCACCGUAAGCGACUCGCCGAUUGCACUAUCGGCUUCGGAAAGGAUGCAAUCGGGGGGCGAGACGGCCGCUAUUACACAGUCGUGGACCCCAGCGAUGAAGACCCCAUCACACCCAAGCCGGGCACCCUGCGCUAUGCAGUUAUCCAGGAUGAGCCCCUCUGGAUCAUGUUCCAGAGGGACAUGGUCAUCCAGCUUAAGCAAGAACUCAUAGUUAAUAACUUCAAGACCAUUGAUGGUCGUGGAGCUAGUGUCCAUAUAGCUGAUGGUGCAUGCAUUACCAUCCAAUAUGUGAGCCAUGUCAUCAUACAUGGGUUGCACAUACAUGGCUGCAAGCCUACUGGGAAUGCCAUGGUGAGGAGCUCGCCGAGACAUUAUGGAUGGAGGACAAUGGCAGAUGGGGAUGGAGUGUCGAUAUUUGGGUCGAGCCAUGUAUGGGUCGAUCAUUGCUCGCUGUCCGAUUGUGCGGAUGGGCUUGUGGAUGCGAUCAUGGGAUCCACGGCGAUCACCAUCUCCAAUAAUCAAUUCAACCAUCAUGAUAAGGUGAUGUUGCUAGGUCAUAGUGAUUCUUACGAGUUGGACAAAGGCAUGCAAGUGACCAUUGCCUUUAACCAUUUUGGAGAAGGCCUGGUCCAAAGAAUGCCAAGGUGUAGACAUGGGUAUUUUCAUGUGGUGAACAAUGACUACACACAUUGGGAGAUGUACGCCAUUGGUGGGAGCGCAUCCCCCACCAUUAAUAGCCAGGGCAACAGAUAUCUUGCACCUACUAACCCAUUUGCUAAAGAGGUCACUAAGAGGGUGGAUACUUUAAGUGGCGUUUGGAAAGACUGGAAUUGGAGAUCGGACAGGGAUAUGAUGUUGAAUGGGGCAUUCUUCACACCCUCGGGCACUGGAGCAUCCACUGUCUAUGCCAAGGCUUCCAGUCUAGGGGCCAAGUCUUCAUCCAUGGUGGCCUCUAUGACUUCCAAUGCUGGCGCUCUCUUCUGCAAAAAGGCCCACCCUUGCUAACCCCACAAACCGAACUCUCUCUCUCUCUCUGACUUUGAGGGAAAAAUUAGAUGUCUUUUUAUGUAUCCUACCGAAAGAGAUAUCUGUUAAUUUAGUCUCAUAUUUUUGAUUGGCAUGUGUAUAUAACGGCCACUAGAUGAAGAUAUCAAAGGAAGCACAAAGAAACUCUCGUAACAUAAAAUCGAA
Messenger RNA from Amborella trichopoda, 1520 nucleotides. Its product is annotated as putative pectate lyase 15. Gene Ontology annotation, molecular function: pectate lyase activity. The record is from RefSeq and is a predicted model, not a curated record. NCBI's taxonomy places the organism in Eukaryota, Viridiplantae, Streptophyta, Magnoliopsida, Amborellales, Amborellaceae.